Molecule: messenger RNA, 489 nt
Organism: Priapulus caudatus
Lineage: Eukaryota; Metazoa; Priapulida; Priapulimorpha; Priapulimorphida; Priapulidae
Product: noelin-like
Exons: 3
Biological process (GO): signal transduction
Molecular function (GO): protein binding
Source: RefSeq, a predicted model, not a curated record
AUGUGUGCUGUGCGUGCGCCAGCUAAAGCUGGUAAAAGCGAUCAGACACUGGGUGGCAUCCUGCAGCCGAUGACACACGCCUUUGAGAGCGCACAGAAGUACGGAGCCUGGAUGAUGGACCCACUACCUCCCACCGUGGACGAGACUAAGAUCUACGUGUUGGGUGGUCACUCUAACGCCAAGGCUUUGUGGAUGUACGGCAGCUACGCAGACUUCGUCACACGCCGCUUUAAGACCGUCAUCGCGCUGCCGACAGGCGUCGGCGGCACCGGUCACGUAAUCUACAACGGAACCAUCUACUAUCCGCAGUACAACACGGCCAAGGAUGUGAUGUUUAGACGUAAGCAUCUGAACAAAGGGCAGUUUAGCUUCGGUGCGUUUGCGGACAUCGACCUGGCGGCGGAUGAGAGAGGACUGUGGGCCGUGUACACGACGACGGCCAACGACGGCUAUAUAGUCAUCAGCAAGCUGCACCCCGUCACACUACAG